GAGUGAUGCUGCCCAUACAGACCCCCUUCCCCUCCCUCUGGCGCUCUCUCCAGCCCGUGGCCCGAGUCACUGCUCCAGGAUCCCGCGUUGUUGGGAAGGUGCUCCUAAACACGCGGGUGAUUCUGAGCGCGAUCACUUACACCGCCCCGUAGAACGCGGCUGCAUAAAAAUAUGUGCACUGUCUCUUUAAGAUCCCUUCGUUGGCCCGCUGCGUAUUGAUCAAUCCACCAUUUUCCAGCGCACAGCACUCAGCGGCGGCGGCGGAGAGAGAAAGCCCUACCUGGAGACGCCAGGCAGGACCGGGGGCAGUCAUGGCAGCCAACAUGUACCGGGUCGGAGAUUAUGUUUACUUCGAAAACUCCUCCAGUAACCCACUGCUGAUCAGGCGAAUAGAGGAACUCAACAAGACGGCGAAUGGGAACGUGGAGGCCAAAGUGGUGUGUUUCUACCGACGCAGAGACAUCUCUACAACACUCAUCGCCCUUGCUGAUAAACAUGCACGAGAAAUGGAAGAGGAGAUGGAGAACCCUGAAAUAGUGGAUCUCCCAGAGAAACAGAAGCAUCAGCUGAGACACAGAGAGCUUUUCCUCUCUAGACAGCUGGAGUCUCUGCCUGCGACACACAUCAGGGGGAAAUGCUGUGUUACACUUCUGAAUGAGACGGAAGCCCUCAAGUCCUAUUUAGACAGAGAGGUGAGUGUCACAGAUGAUGGUCGGGAGCUGGAAAAACUGGAGGAGGUGGUGUGGGAUCCCAGCAUCCCCCUCACCGAGAAACAGAUCGACCAGUUCCUUGUCGUGGCUCGUUUGUCAGGAGAGGAUGAUGGUCGGGAGCUGGAAAAACUGGAGGAGGUGGUGUGGGAUCCCAGCAUCCCCCUCACCGAGAAACAGAUCGACCAGUUCCUUGUCGUGGCUCGGUCUGUGGGUACGUUUGCGCGGGCUCUAGACUGCAGCAGUUCAGUUCGGCAGCCCAGUCUGCACAUGAGCGCUGCGGCAGCCUCCAGAGACAUCACACUGUUUCACGCCAUGGACACGUUGCAUAAGAACGGCUAUGACAUGACACGGGCCAUCGCGGCGCUGGUACCCCAGGGUGGGCCGGUGCUCUGCCGGGAUGAAAUGGAGGAAUGGAGCGCGUCCGAAGCCAACCUGUUCGAGGAAGCGCUCGAGAAAUACGGCAAAGACUUCACUGAUAUCCAGCAAGACUUUCUUCCUUGGAAGUCUCUGACCAGCAUCAUUGAGUAUUACUACAUGUGGAAGACCACAGACAGAUACGUUCAGCAGAAACGAUUAAAAGCAGCCGAGGCUGAGAGCAAGUUAAAGCAGGUUUACAUCCCAAACUAUAACAAGCCCAACCCUAACCAGUUGAGCGUGAACAGUGUGAAGCCAGGGCUUGUGAAUGGAGCAGGGGCUCUUCCGGGAUCACCAGGCCAGCCGGUCGGAUUGGGCAGAGCAUGCGAGAGCUGUUUCACCACUAGCUCGUAUCAGUGGUACUCAUGGGGGCCGCCCAACAUGCAGUGCCGACUGUGUGCCUCCUGCUGGACUUACUGGAAAAAGUACGGAGGUCUGAAGAUGCCAACCAGACUGGAUGGAGAGAGGCCUGGACCCAACCGCAACAACAUGAGUCCUCACGGUCUGCCCGUGAGACAUAGCGGAAGCCCAAAGUUUGCCGUUAAGACCAGACAGGCUUUCUACCUGCACACGUCUCAGCUGACGAAAGCUGCUCGACGCGUCUGCCAGGACCUGUUGAGAUCCAGAUAUUUGGCCAGACACCCGUACAUACCUGUCAACACUACCGCUAUCAAAGCUGAGUUUGCCAUCAGGUUGCCAGAUAUGUCCAAAAAGCCUCCAUCUCUAAAGCAGACCGUAAGGAAGCCUUUAGAGUCAGUGGUUAGAUAUCUGGAGGCCCACCCCUGCCCAACCAAAUCAGAUCCUCCACGAGGAGCCACCAUUUCCAUGGGCAGCCUGACGCCCAUCAAAUCCACGCCCAUCCUCAACAAUGGCUCCCCCACCAUCCUGGGCAAACGCAUCUACGAGCAGCACAACGGUUUGGAUGGGUCCAAACCCAAAAUUCUGGCUCCUCAGUGGGAAAUAAUGGCCAAGAGGGUGUCUGAAGCAGGUCGAACUCCCUCUGGCCUGCAGGAUGAGGUUCACGAGCUGGACUGACCUCUGCUUUGACAACUGACUGCUACACUCUGAGCAGUUGAGCAGGUGACUCGAGAGAUUUUUUCAGCUCUCAGCGACUGAUGGACCUAAGAACGGAUCUGCGGUCAGAAAGCCCUGUCCAGGUGGCCCAUUUUUACAGCUGAAGCCAUUGAAAUGACUGCAAAGCCCUGACAUUUCCAUGGGUUAAAACAGCCUGAAGCGCUCUGUUUUUUGCAGCCUGUGGCCAAUCGCAGGACUGACCUGAUUGUACAGGACUGAUUAUUAUUAUUAUUUACCAUCGGCUGUUACUUCUGUCAUUGUAAUUAUAAUUAUUAUAAUUACAAUUAUUAUUACUGUUCUUUUUUUAUCAAGUAUAACCAUUUUCUUUCUAAUGACUUGAGAAAAUGUAAGAAUCUUGAACGUUUCUUGAAACAACGUCCUUCCAAACCAUAAUGUAAAGGUGGGACGAACUGUCAUUUUUGUCUCUUGCGUUGUUUUGUAACAUGUCUGCUCCGAGCUGAUGUGAAGGACUAUAUGACUUCUGUUUCUCUUUAUUUGGAUGCUUGUUUUCUCCGGUUCUGUUAGCCCGUCCUGCCACAGUGGUUUAAAUUAUUCAGAAAGACAACGGAACGUUCUUUUUCUACCUUUUUCACGAGUAUUGCAACUGCUCCUAUGUAAUUUCUCUUUUGUGAAUAUGUAAAUGAAAACAGGAGGGAGGUGUUAUUGUACAGUGGCGCAUUUUGGGCCUUUGGUGGUUAUCAAAGCUUGUUGUAAUGGAUUUGCCAUGCACAGCGUAUUCUUUGAAAUGUCUUUUUGUAAGGAAACCUCCCUAGCUCUCACUUGCAUAUACAGAGAGGUGAUGGGAAAUCUGAAAAGGUACAACCCCAUUAAUACAAUGAUGCACCUUCUUAAGAAUGAGCUUGUAUGAGAGUGUGGUUUUUGAGUUAUUCCUCAC
This is a messenger RNA of Sinocyclocheilus rhinocerous, 3093 nucleotides long. Its product is annotated as metastasis-associated protein MTA1-like. Gene Ontology annotation, cellular component: NuRD complex; nucleoplasm. Gene Ontology annotation, biological process: negative regulation of transcription by RNA polymerase II; double-strand break repair; response to ionizing radiation. Gene Ontology annotation, molecular function: transcription coactivator activity; sequence-specific DNA binding; histone deacetylase binding. The transcript has 18 exons. The record is from RefSeq and is a predicted model, not a curated record. The coding region runs from base 312 to 2159 and encodes 615 amino acids. Lineage: Eukaryota; Metazoa; Chordata; Actinopteri; Cypriniformes; Cyprinidae.